AUGGCUCGUCCUCCCCCGGACCCCGUGUUCACACUGCGGGGGUCCUCGGCCUCCGUCAACACCCUCCACUUUGACUGCGCGGAGGCAGGGCGUCCUCUGCUGUACUCGGGAUCAGAAACCGGUCUGGUUCACGUGUGGAACCUGAACACUCGGCGAACAGAGCGGGUUUUAGACGGUCACGCUGGAUCUUCAGUGCUCUGGGUCAGAACCGUCUGCUCCACCAACACCCUCCUCAGUCAGGGCCGGGACAUGCGAGUGUGUGUGUGGGAUCUGAACCAGGGGCGCGGCGCGGUAACACACUCCGUCCACACGGGGAGCGUCGGCUUCUGCCGGUGUUCCCUCCUGGAGGAGGAUGGAGGGAGAGCGCUGCUCGCACUUCCUGCCGAAAACAUGGAGGGGAUAAAGGUGAUGGAGUUGACCUCUCAUACAGAAAUCUGUUCUUUGAUCCCGGAGACCAAACACGGGAUGCUGAUGUGCAUGAAGAUGUGGCAGGCCGACUCCGGUCCUCUGCUGUGUGCCGGUUAUGAAGACGGCUCCCUGGUGAUUUGGGACGUGUCCCAGAGACGUCCUCUAAGCAGUCUGAAGGUCCAUCCCGAACCGGUCAUGUGUCUGGACUUUGACGUGGGCAGGCAGAAAGGCGUCUCGGGUUCCUCGGAGAACAUCCUCAGCGCCUGGACCCUGGACGGGCAACAGAACCUUCAGAUGCAGGCCUCGGUGACGCUGACCAAUCCUGGACUCUCCCAUCUGUGUAUCCGUGACGACGGUAAAAUCCUGGCCACGGCGGGGUGGGACGGUAACGUGCGGGUCUUCGCCUGGAAGAAGCUGAAACCGCUGGCCGUGCUGCAGCACCACAAAGACCUGGUCCACUGCGUGGCCUUCUCCGACCACCCGGAGCCCUCGAGACGACUGCUGGCGGCAGGUUCCAAGGACCAGCGCAUUAGUUUGUGGUCUAUUUACUCAGAAGGCUGAGUCCCAACGACACGCCUCACCUCUUGGGUUCCAGUUUCUUUCUAUCCGCUGAUUUAUUGCUGACGUUGGAAACCUCGUAGCCCGUGAACCUCGAGGAUUUACCUGCUCCUCAUCAAGUCGCUGAGGAGUCGCCGAGCAUACAAGCAUACAUAAUUUGACCUGUUAGAGGGAGGGACGGUCAGAUGGGGGCUCUUUCUGCGCCCGCUGCAACAUGUGGUCUAUGAGACUGGUCCGGGCAUCUAAACAGGAGGGGGGGUCACACAGGGCUUAGUGUGGCUCUCUAUACUUGAUAUGGCUCUGUGUGGGAAGCUAACACUAACAGGUGAAAAGAAGCGGCCGCAGAUUGGACACGUGUCUGAGAGGGUGUGUUCACAAUCGGGAAUCGCGUUUCAGAUUCCGCUCCACCACCACGUGACUCUCUCA
This is a messenger RNA of Trichomycterus rosablanca, 1392 nucleotides long. RefSeq names its product guanine nucleotide binding protein (G protein), beta polypeptide 1-like (gene gnb1l). NCBI's taxonomy places the organism in Eukaryota, Metazoa, Chordata, Actinopteri, Siluriformes, Trichomycteridae. Gene Ontology annotation, molecular function: protein binding. Bases 1 to 969 code for a protein of 322 amino acids. The record is from RefSeq and is a predicted model, not a curated record. The transcript is spliced from 6 exons.